Messenger RNA from Capsicum annuum, 765 nucleotides. RefSeq names its product thiosulfate/3-mercaptopyruvate sulfurtransferase 1, mitochondrial-like. The coding region runs from base 195 to 593 and encodes 132 amino acids. Gene Ontology annotation, molecular function: thiosulfate-cyanide sulfurtransferase activity. Gene Ontology annotation, cellular component: mitochondrion. NCBI's taxonomy places the organism in Eukaryota, Viridiplantae, Streptophyta, Magnoliopsida, Solanales, Solanaceae. The record is from RefSeq and is a predicted model, not a curated record. Gene Ontology annotation, biological process: transsulfuration. The transcript has 4 exons.
UCUUUAAAACGUACAUUUAUUUUCCUUUUCUGUUCAUUUCUAUUUAGCGACACUUUUGACAUGUGUUUACUUUCUUUUCAAUGGUUUGAGUGGGGUGAGUGGUGCUGGUUGUAUUAUGUAAUGCAUCUGUCGAAUAGAACUGAGUUGCUGCUUCUUUUUCCUUUUUUCUAUAGGUGUUAGAUGCAUCUUGGUACAUGCCAGAUGAACAGAGAAAUCCACUCCAGGAGUAUCAGGUCGCUCACAUUCCUGGAGCACUAUUCUUUGAUAUUGAUGGAAUAACGGAUCGAACUACUAAUUUGCCACAUAUGUUGCCAUCUGAAGAAGCUUUUGCAGCUGCUGUAUCUGCUCUUGGCAUCAAGAACAAAGAUGGGGUUGUUGUAUACGAUGGCAAAGGCAUAUUCAGUGCUCCCCGUGUUUGGUGGAUGUUUCGAGCUUUUGGACAUGACAAAGUUUGGGUUUUGGAUGGUGGCUUUACAAGAUGGCAGGCUCCUGGUUAUGAUGUCGAAUCUAGUGCCUCUGGUGAUGCAAUUUUGAAAGCCAGCGCUGCCACUAAGGCGAUAGAGAAAGUAUAUCAAGGACAGAUGGUAGUGUAAAUAUUACUCCAUUUCCUUUGAGCUUUCUGUGCUUGCUCAUCUUUCAACAAAACAAGAAUCCGCAAGAAGUUGUUUUGCUAUAACCAUUCUAUAGAAUAUCACCUUUCAAAGCAAUAGGCAAGGUUCUUUGAGUUUUAUCAUCUUCUCGGGACUUUUGCAGCAUCAUUCCAAA